UGUAUGGAGUGUGGAAAGAGCUUCAGUCAGAGUGAUAAACUUAGAAUACAUCAACGGACUCACACGGGUGAAAAACCAUAUAAAUGUAUGGAGUGUGGAAAGAGCUUCAGUAAGAUUGGAAACCGCAAUAUGCAUCAACGGACUCAUACAGGGGAGAAACCUUUUAAAUGUAGGGAGUGCGGAAAGAGCUUUAGUGAUAGUGGAAACCUUAGAAAACAUCAACAGAUUCACACAGGGGAGAAACCAUAUAAAUGUAUGGAGUGUGGAAAAAGCUUCAGUUUCGAUGCAGGCCUUCGAUCACAUCAACGGACUCACACAGGGGGAAAACCAUUUAAAUGCAUUGAGUGCGGAAAGAGCUUUAGUCAGAAUGGAGACCUUAAAACACAUCAACGGAUUUACACAGGGGAGAAACCAUAUAAAUAUGUGGCGUGUGGAAAGAGCUUCAUUCAGAUUGGAAACCUUAGAAAACAUCAACGGACUCAUAAAGGGUGAAACCAUUUAAAUGCAUUGAGUGCGGAAAGAGCUUCACUCAAAAUGGAAACCUUAAAAUACAUCAAUGGAUUCACACAGGGGAGAAAACAUUUAAAUGUAUGGAAUGUGGAAAGAGCUUCAGUAAGAGUGGACACCUCAAUAUACAUCAACGGACACACACG
Messenger RNA from Podarcis muralis (Common wall lizard), 653 nucleotides. The record is from RefSeq and is a predicted model, not a curated record. NCBI's taxonomy places the organism in Eukaryota, Metazoa, Chordata, Lepidosauria, Squamata, Lacertidae.